UAUAGCUCGUUUAAAUAACGGUACAGAACCAAAACCCAAACAAACCCUACCGCUCAAACCAAUCCUGCCCUAAAAUAAAUUCUGUUGCUCUAGAGUCAAACAGAGCAACCAUAACCAUGGGCACCUCUUCUGAAAACGCCGCCUGUGGUGGCCGAGGCAACGCCGUCCCCAAAGAAGUCGACUACGCGAACUACUUCUGCACCUAUUCCUUUCUCUACCAUCAAAAAGAGAUGCUCUCAGAUCGUGUUCGAAUGGACGCUUACUUCAAUGCCGUUUUUGAAAACAAACAUCACUUUAAGGAUAAGGUUGUUUUGGAUGUGGGAGCUGGAAGUGGUAUUCUUGCUAUAUGGUCAGCUCAGGCAGGUGCUAAGAAGGUUUAUGCAGUGGAAGCUACUAAGAUGUCAGAACACGCCCGUGCACUUGUUAAAGCAAAUAAUCUUGAGCAAGUAGUCGAAGUUAUUGAGGGAUCUGUGGAGGAUGUUUCAUUGCCAGAGAAAGUUGAUGUCAUCAUAUCUGAAUGGAUGGGUUAUUUUCUUCUGCGAGAAUCUAUGUUUGAUUCAGUUAUAUGUGCUCGUGACCGCUGGCUCAAACCAACAGGAGUAAUGUAUCCUAGUCAUGCUCGCAUGUGGAUGGCACCUAUCAGAACUGGGAUAGUAGAACAAAAAUUGGGUGAUUACCAGUCAGCUAUGGGUGAUUGGCACAACUUCGUCGACGAAACAAAAGCUUUCUAUGGUGUUGAUAUGAGCACUUUGGCUAAGCCUUUUGCAGAGGAGCAAAGGAAGUACUAUCUACAGACAUCGUUGUGGAGCAAUCUUCAUCCACAUCAAGUCAUAGGAACUGCUGGUAUAAUUAAGGAAAUUGACUGUUUGACUGCCACUGUGGCAGACAUAGAGAAUGUUAGAUCCAAAUUUACUCUGUCAAUAACCAUGGAAAACACAAAAUUGUGUGGAUUUGGAGGGUGGUUUGAUGUACAUUUCCGGGGACGAAGUGAGGAUCCAGCUGAACAUGAGAUCGAGUUAACUACCGCUCCUAGUGUAGAUUACUGUACACACUGGGGCCAGCAGGUUUUCCUCUUAAAUCCUCCUACACAUGUUAGUGAAGGUGAUGAAUUAAGUGUUAAUUUUCUAAUGAGUCGCUCGAAGGAGAACCAUCGUUUGAUGGAGGUUGAGCUUGGGUGUGAGAUUCAAAAGCAUUCUGGCAAGCUUGUUGCACCUUUCAAAAAUAAGUACUACAUCGAAUGAUAGUUUAGAUUCCUUUGUUUGUGGAGCUUCAAGCAGUAUCCCAGGAAGCACUAUUGCAUGAUUUGUAAUCUUAUGGAACUUACGGUUAUUAAGGUUUGUAUGAGUUCAAUUUUGUAUACAGAAUAAAGCAGUUGGCGUUGCUUACUUGCUUAUAAUACUUGGUUCUUCUAAUCAUUUCGUUGUGUGUGACAUUUAACUCAUAAAGGAUAUUGUUCAGCAUUAUUCGGUGAUGAUUGGAUAAA
Trifolium pratense (red clover) is the source of this 1483-nucleotide messenger RNA. Its product is annotated as protein arginine N-methyltransferase PRMT10. Gene Ontology annotation, molecular function: protein-arginine N-methyltransferase activity. Bases 117 to 1241 code for a protein of 374 amino acids. NCBI's taxonomy places the organism in Eukaryota, Viridiplantae, Streptophyta, Magnoliopsida, Fabales, Fabaceae. Gene Ontology annotation, biological process: peptidyl-arginine methylation. The transcript is spliced from 8 exons. Gene Ontology annotation, cellular component: nucleus. The record is from RefSeq and is a predicted model, not a curated record.